Messenger RNA from Botrytis byssoidea, 483 nucleotides. RefSeq lists its product as uncharacterized. The record is from RefSeq and is a predicted model, not a curated record. The transcript has a single exon. The coding region runs from base 1 to 483 and encodes 160 amino acids. NCBI's taxonomy places the organism in Eukaryota, Fungi, Ascomycota, Leotiomycetes, Helotiales, Sclerotiniaceae.
AUGAGGAGGGAUGUAAAUGAUUUCAAGGAACCAAAGGGCGCCAUGCUAGCGGAGAUUGAAAUACUCCACUCCAAUAAGUGUGAAGGGAAGGGUGCUUAUGAGGAUCUUUUGCCCCCAUUUGAACAAAUUGUCGAAAUUAUGCAAGAACUGCAACCCACGAAGCUUCUAUGUGUUGACUCAACGCAAACCAACGAACACGGCACACCGUUUACCCAAUUGAACUAUACCAUCCGAUCGAGUCAUUGCUGGCGCUACUCUUCCCCCUCUGGAGCUUCAUCUUCCGCAACUUUAUCUUUCUCCGCUGGUGAUCUUCUAUUUAAUCUUAUCAUGCCUUACCAGUUAGUUGUCUGUCCCAAUGUACAUACCCAAAAGACAAGGGUAAAUAGUAUCCCAUCAUUUUUCUCAACUUUUAUGGGCAAGACUGAAUGGCUAUACGAUGAGACAGCUGCAAAAACUGCAACUACGAUCAAGGCGACGGAAUGA